This is a messenger RNA of Daphnia carinata, 3778 nucleotides long. RefSeq names its product neural cell adhesion molecule 1-like. Bases 109 to 3297 code for a protein of 1062 amino acids. Gene Ontology annotation, molecular function: protein binding. The transcript is spliced from 16 exons. Lineage: Eukaryota; Metazoa; Arthropoda; Branchiopoda; Diplostraca; Daphniidae. The record is from RefSeq and is a predicted model, not a curated record.
AACAUUUUUCCCGCCAGUUUUUCAGGUGGUGCGUGAACGGGACUGUAUUAUUAUUAUUUUUUUUAGUGGGUGUGUGGAACAAAAAGAAACAAAAAAUGGAACUCGAUUAUGAAUGAAUUUGGCUGGCCUUUAACAGACGUCGUUUUCUUAAUUUGCCGGUUGAAAAUGAGAUACCUUAUUUGCCUCUUGAUUGCAGUGAUGAUUGGCUGGGCCGGUUGCACCGCCGAUGCGGAUGCUCACGUUAACGAGCAGGCCGAUGUCGAUCGACCAGUUCCCAUUGAAAAUGUUUACGUCAUGGCUGGAGAUCGGGUCGAGUUGAUUUGUGACGUUGCAUCGUCAACGGCGUUCCAACACGACGACGCCUAUUCGAACCCGAGGGCUGCUUCAUCCCGAAUAUCGGGAGGACUAUCGGGAUACAGCAGACAUCGUCAAACUGCCACUCAUCAUCGCAGACGUAGCCGUCGCUACAACAGACAUUCGAUUGGUGUGCCCGACGAUGUCGAUCCGUACCGUCCAUCCGAAACAGUCAUGGACGAUGGCUACCUGGUUUUAUGGUUCGUCGAUCCCGAUCGCAAGCCAUUCUAUAGUUUGGAUGUGAGGCGAGGUCGGUCCGGUCGCCAUUGGUGGAACGAGGAGCGCUUCGGUCGUCGAGUUCGUUUCCUGAUACCGCAGGCAAGUUCAUCUUCGCCGUCAUCGGGCGGAGGUGGUGGAUCGCUUUCACGGAAUGCAUCAGCAUUAGCUCGACUGCAGAUUGCCAACGUGACUCGCCAGGACGGAGGAGAUUACCGAUGUCGGGUCGAUUUCAACAGCGCUCCGUCUCGCAACUUUAAAUAUCGUCUUAUCGUCAUUGAACCUCCUUCGUCGGUUGUCAUCCUGGACGGCUUCCUGCAACAGCUGAGCGUUAUUGCCGGCCCUUUGGAAGAAGGCAGCGAUCUCAUAUUGACUUGCAAAGCGUACGGAGGUUACCCUCAACCGUGGGUGACAUGGUGGAGAGGUGGCCAGUUAUUGGAUAACACGACAGACGCCCGUUCACCAGAAUCAGUCAGCAAUUUGUUAGUCGUGCCCAGGGUGGGAAGGCAACAUCUGCACGGCGCUUUUACGUGUCAGGUCACGUCAAGUCCCCACCUAGCGCCAAUUAUGAAGACAGUCACACUGGAACUCCAUCUUCGGCCUUUCUUCGUCGAGAUUCAACUGCCGCCGGCCAUUUCUUCUACCAAUCAACGCGUCUUUGUCGCCGGCCAGAGUGUGGAGGUCAAGUGCCGAACGAGCGGCUCUCGACCGGCGCCCUCCAUCACCUGGUGGAAAGGAAAUAAACAAAUAGCGCCUCAUCUUUCAACCGUUAUGAAUUCAGACGAUGGAAACGCGACGGAAAGCCGAUUGACUUUGACGCCCGUCUCGGAAGACGAUGCCAGUCACCUGAUUUGCCGUGUAGAGAAUUCCAUGAUCCCCGGAGCCGUCGUCGAAGAUUCCACCAAGCUCGACGUCCAUUAUCCUCCUGAAGUUGGCAUUGCACUGGGCAGCAACAUCAACGGCGACGACGUCAAGGAAGGCGACGACCUCUACAUCGAAUGUCACAUCCGCGCCAAUCCUUCUUUCCACAAGCUGCAAUGGACCCAUAACGGAGUGACGCUGGUGCAUAAUGUCAGCGCCGGUGUUGUUCUCAGCAACGUCAGUCUCGUACUCCGAUCCGUCACGCACUCCAGGGCCGGACUUUACGCUUGCAGCGCCGCCAACAGCCGCGGGGAAACCGUCAGCCAGCCGGCCUUGCGACUCCGCAUUCAAUACGCUCCACGAUGUCGGAGCGUGUCAGCUGCCGGAACUGUUUCGGGCGUUUCCAAGCAAGAAACGGCGUCGCUAGACUGUCAGGUAGACGCCGACCCUUCCAACGAAGUCCAUUUUUGGUGGACUUUUCUCGGCACUCCCAUGAAAAGUAAUGGCAGCAUGUUAGUGACAAGUAGCGGUGAUGCCAUUCUACUACCGCGGUCGCUUUUCACAAGUCAGGGAAGUACCAGCGUCCUGCAGUAUUCUCCAAAAUCAGAAUUGGAUUUCGGCGUUGUCGCUUGCUGGGCUAGCAAUCCCGUUGGUAAUCAACGUGAGCCUUGCCUCUUUCAUGUCGUCCCUGCCGGCAAACCUGCGGCGCCAUCCAACUGUGCCAUACACAAUCAGACAGCCGAUUCGGUACGAGUCGAUUGCCAAGAGGCUUUCGAUGGAGGCCUGCAGCAAACGUUCGGUCUGGAACUGGUCGAUCGUAAUACUCGUACGCUCCGCUACGUCUUCAACAAUACCAAGCCCGUCUUCACCGUCUACGGACUGGAACCCGAAACCGCAUUUUUGCUCAAUAUCUACGCAUUGAACGCUAAAGGACGUAGUCAGCCGAUUACCUUAGAGACGACGACGUUACGCGCCGCUAUGAAACACACGAGUCACGCACUCUAUUUUCAAAUGACUCCGUUAUUGGGCGUAUUGGUCGGAGCGGCUGUGACUCUUUUAGUUAUCGUUUUUACGGUGGCUGUUGUCGUUCAUCGUCGCAACCGAAGCAAAAGACAACGCCAAAUGAACAGCGAAAUUGGAGAGCAGCAGCAGACGGCGGCCCUCAACGGAGCCAAUCAACCCCUUCUUCCGCUUCCGCACGCGUUACCCGGCACAGAUCCAAAUGCGGGAUUCGGAGCCAACGAUAGCGGAAACGCAAUCAACGGCAGCAACGGAGGUCACACUAACUUCGGCGAGAAUCGCCACCAAAGGGCAGUGCUAUUGAACAAGACGGGCAAUAGUGUCAAUGGACAACCGACACACUUCAAUAAGCUCAUCAACAGUGCUCAUUUGAAAGGUGCUACCAAUCAUCAUCAUCAACAGGAUCCUGAUAUAAUCCUCAGAGAGAUAGUCGACUUUCAACCGAAACGAAUGCUGCCAGCCGUCAUGCUAAUGAAUAAUCCACCACCAUCCGGCGUCGGGGGCACUCUGUCGAGACGUGGUGCGAGUGUAAAGAAGAACAUUAUUGAGGAAGAAGAAGACGAUGGUGGCGCUGAUUCGCUUGCGUCAUUCCGUUGCGGUGCGGAAUUGUUGGGCAGGAGUUGCACGCAGCAGCAAUCACCGCUAUCAUUAUCCAGUCGGUCCAGUGCUGGUGCUAGUUGGAACAUUGGUUUCCCUCACGGCGGCAAUAACCAUUGGCCAGCGUCCGGCCAUCAAAGCCCUUCAUUAGGCCUAUUCACCAACAAUGGAGCACUGAUGCAGCAGCAGCACAAUAUAGGAGCAGCCGACCUAUUGGCCGAUUGUCGGCUCCCCGAAAGCUCAUUGUGAAAAUUAUAUAUAAUAUUAAGGAUAUUAGGAAGGAAUAACGAAAAUAAGGGAGAAAACCUCGCGCAAAUGUGCGUGCACACUGUUGUACAGUUCCGUACCGAUUCCUUUGAUUCGUUUUUUUCGUUUUUUUUUUUUUAUUUAUUCAUUUAAUUUUUUUUUUCUUUUGCAAUCUUUUCAUAGACACUUAUAUUAAUUUCUUUUUCUUCGAAUUCUUCCAAUCGAAGCAAUCAACGAGCUUUUAUUCAAAAAGAGGAAGAGGGAAGUCAGACGGUGACCAUUUGCAAGAGACAUUCUCACCCGGAGGUGAAAGGCUUUCUUUCUUUGUUUUUCUAAUUGCCAACGGUCGUCACAAAAUUUUCUUCUUCCUGAUUCCUGUUAAAUAUGGGGUUACGUACGAUAUCGAUGGAUGUCCCCCUUAAUUUUGUUGUUGAAUAUUUAUGGCUGUAAGAAUGUUAUGUUUUUUUAUUUUUUUUUUUUUCGA